Molecule: messenger RNA, 2015 nt
Organism: Papaver somniferum (opium poppy)
Lineage: Eukaryota; Viridiplantae; Streptophyta; Magnoliopsida; Ranunculales; Papaveraceae
Exons: 10
Coding region: 49-1488 (479 amino acids)
Molecular function (GO): protein binding
Source: RefSeq, a predicted model, not a curated record
ACUGACAGUUUCACAUACCUGUCAGGUGAAAUAUAUCAAAGAACUGAUAUGGAUUCUGAAAGCAAUACUUAUGUUGAUGAUGGUUCAACUGCCUCAAAAGGUGCUUCAGCUGGUACUCAUUUCACAGUAAAAGUCAAUGGCUCCCAAGCAGUAAUAUCAUCAGAGGUCAUCAAAAAUGAACCCGACUUCCAUGGCUCCCAAGCAGCAAUAUUGAAGGAAGUAAUAUCAGCCGACUGCAAAGGUGAAAUGUAUCAAAGUUUUCUGGAUUCUGAAAACAAUACUUGUCUUGUUGAUGUAUCAACUACGGCAGAUGAAAUAUUUCUGGUAGCAGACUCCCGUGGCUCCCCAGCAGUAAAAUCAAAGGCUGGCGAAGGAGCAUUGAAUACUGUACCACACUACUUUGGCUCCCGAACGAAUGCUGACGAAGGUAGACCAUAUCUGCAUUUUGAAAGGGUUAUUUUUGGUGAUGAUGGUCCAACUACCAAAGAAUCAAUUUCACUUUGUAAUGACCUGAGUGUCUCCCCAACAGUAAUACCAACGUCGGGCAAAGGUGAACCCUAUCAAAGAACUGAUAUGGAUUCUGAAAGCAAUACUUGUUGUUGUGAUGGAUUAGCUACCGAAAAAGGAAUUUCGUUUUUUAGUGAUAUUGUCUCCCAAGCAGUAAAACCAAUGUAUGGUGAAGAAGCACAUUUAGUUGGUGGUAAUAUGGUUGUAGAAGCAGUAAUAUCAAAGGCUGGCGAAGGUGAUUUUCUUGAUUCUGAAAGGGAUACGUGUCGUUAUGAUGGUUUAGCUACCAAAGAAGCAAUGGCUGGCGAAGCUCAACGAGCAUAUAUGGAGUCUCUUCCCUCAGAUAUCCUUUCUCGGGUUCCAGCUGAAUCUGUUUUAGAUUGCAAAUUAGUUUGUAAGAGGUGGGAAACUUUCAUCCGCAGUAGGAACUUUGCUAAUAUGCACCUCCGCCGACUGCUCAACCAUCUCGAUGGUGGCGAAGACUGCAACCAUUAUCUAGCUGCUAAUGUGGAGUCAAGUCUCUUUUUUGCUUGUCGCUUUGACGAAUCCAAAACUUUACUUUACCAUGGAGGACAAGUAAGUGAUAGGAUUAGCAUCGGUGAGAAAUACAUUUACAAUCAAAAUCUGAAAAGGAUCUAUCAUGCUCCGAUGCACACCGACUUAUUGGCUCGUCACUUUGUUGGCUCGUGCAAUGGUUUGGUUUGUACAUAUCAACUCCACAAUGAAAUUCUAGAUCCCAUCUACAUUUGUAAUCCCCUUACAAGAGAAUAUGUUUAUCUUCCUCAACUUGUGGUAAACAAAGAAGACGUUGAUCAUCUUCUUAAAAUAGAUGGAGAGGCGAGCAUGUACUAUGAAAUGGCAUGUGGUUUUGGGUAUGCUAGGUCAACCAAAGAAUACAAGGUCGUUAGAAUCCAUUACCUCGAUUAUAACGAAGGAACUGUCGAAGUCCCUAGCAUACCUGGACUAUGGAGUUUGAUAUAAAUUUUGAAGCCGUAGUAGGUACUCGAAGAAGGUUGGAGCCUAUUUUACUUACAAACAACGGAGAGAUCGUAUUUCUGUAUGCUGCAUCUGUGCUAUAUUCGUAUGACCCAAAAACAACAAUUUUUAAGAUGAUUUCCAACGAAGCUUCUGAUUAUUUCUUCCAAGAUGUCGAAGCAAUUGCUCACUUAAAUACCAUUGAAGCUACGGGGGAAAAUUCAAAGAUAUUUAGGUUUCGUCCACGCCUGGUUCGUACUCCGUGGGACGAUAUCGUUGAUGAGUUAGACCGAGUUGCUCUGGGUGAGGAAAUUGAUACGACGCGUUACAGACUCGGUUCAUCGUCUAUUUAAAUUUGUGAUGCACGUCCACUAUUUUUAUUUAUUCUGUGGUGGUAUAUUUAGUUAAAAACUUUAAUUCAGUUAUGCUUAUGGGGUUCAUGUCGAUGGCAACUAAUGUUUCCUUGAUCUUCCACUAAUGUUUCGCCUCUAUAGUGUCAAUGAUAAUAUUUGGAAAACUGCCAUCUUUGGUUC